UUGGUGCAUCAGUGGAACGAAGCUUACGCUGUCUCUUUCUAGAAUUGUUAGUAGGAACUAUUCGCGUUUAGUACUGUUACGUCACAGAUGUAUAUAUGAUGUGUGAGGCAGAACGGAAGUAGGUACGCGAUUUAAGCUGCUACAACAAACGUAUAGUGUUCAGGUAUUGGAACAACUCGAUUAUGUUAAAGACAAUAGCCAGACUUCGAGGAAAGCGUCGUAAGAAAACGAAAACUACAGAUUCGAAUUCGAACGAUUAUGUUGAAACAAUGGAAUCUGCCGAUAGCGGGGGUUCGAUGUCGCGAAAUUCGUCGAAAAAUUCAAUGUCGGACAUUGCUCAGUGUGACGUCACAGUAGCCAAUGGUGACGUCAUAGAUGCAAUUCCAACCGAUGACGACAGCAGUGAUGGGGAAGUCCCUAAAGUAGUCAAACCGAACACUGAGAUUCGGGCCGAGGAUUUAUAUGAAGUAUAUAACAAUAAACAUGCGGAUGAGGAUAGGUUGUUUAGGGCUGAGUUUCAGUCGAUGCCCGCUUAUGUAUCGUCACUACAACCGGUGGCAGAUUACGCAAAACUCACGGAAAACAAAGAGAAGAACAGAUACAAGAACGUGAUCACUUGUGACGACAGCCGCGUCAAACUGUCACCCAUUGAUGAGGUAGCCUUCUCCGAUUACAUCAACGCUUCAUUUAUCGACGGUCAUGACGUAGAGAAAAAGUUCAUAGCCGCGCAAGGACCAAAGGAAAAUACACUCGACGACUUUUGGCGGAUGAUAUGGGAACACCAUUGUUACGUCAUAGUCAUGAUUACCGAACUUCGCGAACUUGGACGACCAUACACACGUCUGCCGUCACCAUUCAAAUUCCCGGGCCAGAAAAAAUGCGAACAAUACUGGCCGGAAGAUGGGACAAUGGAAUUCGGGAAGAUUCGCGUUUCCCUCCAUGACGUCAUAGACUAUGGAAGUUUCGUUGAAAGGUUACUAAAGGUCACGCAUUCCGAUCAUCCUGAUGACGAGCCUCGAAACAUCUCCCAGUUCCAAUACCGCGCGUGGCCGGACCACGGAGUUCCAAAAACGACUUCUGAAAUUUUCCGAUUUCGAGUGCGAACGCUAAAAGCACAAUCUGAUUGUGACGCCACACCGGGACCCAUUGUCGUGCAUUGCAGCGCAGGUGUAGGUAGAACCGGAACUUACAUUGUUCUAGAUUAUCUCGUCAACAAACUAAACAAUGACAACAAUAUUGAUGUUUAUGACGUCAUAGCUAACCUGAGAACGAAGAGAACGGAAAUGGUUCAAAGCUUGGAUCAAUACGUCUUCUUGCACAAACUCGCGAUGGAGAUUCAUUUGUUCGGUAAUACUGACGUCACAAAGGAAGAUUUCACGUCGCGGUACACGUCAUUAGAAAGUGAGGACCCUGAGAGCGGAAAAAGCGGAUUCGAAGCAGAAUUCGACAAACUAUCACUUACGUGCCCAUCUAAUCCUAGACUCGGUUCGGGGACUUUCCCUGACAACGCCAUCAAAAAUAGAGACCAAGAUAUUAUCCCAUACGAACACAGCCAGAUAUUCAUCCGCAUGCGACCGAGCGAACAGACUCCGCCAUACGCGAACGCAUCUAUGAUGCAGUGCUAUGACGUCAAACACAACCUGAUUGUGACGCAAGCACCGAUGCAAAACACAAUCGAAGACUUCUGGCGUGUUGUCAUCGAUAAUUACGUCACACACAUCGUUAUGUUGACGCCAUUAACAAUAGACCACGUGGAGCAAUGCGCGCAAUAUUGGCCAAUCAACGACGAUUCUAUGGAAUGCGGGGAAUUGUCUGUUCAUAAUGACGUCACAAUCGAUCAUGGCGAAUACAUCGAGACGACGCUGAGUGUUUCAGGCGAUCAACCUGAUCACAAAACGACGACUGUGACUCACUUGCGCUACCAAGUGUGGGAGGACGAGAACCAGCCUCCUCCAGAUGGUGGCGCUGUUUUAAUCAACCUUGCCAACCUGGUUGCUAAGCAACUGAACGCUGAUCACGACGGAGUGCGACCUCGUGUGGUGAUUCACUGCAGCGACGGCGCUGGACGGUCGGGUAUCUUCUGUUGCGUCAUAAACCUUCUGGAACGCCUUCGACGCGAAAACGCGAUUGACGUCUUCAGGUCGGUGAAAGAUCUUCGCGAUUGUCGCCCUCUAGUGGUAAGGACGAAGGAACAAUAUAAAGCGUGUUAUGACAUCAUUAAAAAGUAUAUUACGUCAUCAGAAGUUGGGGAAGAACCGACAUAGUAUUGGUGACGUCACUUGCAGUUCCAUGUAUACGUCAUAGUGCCUAUUGUUUCAACCUUUGUAUUAAACGCGUGCAAUAGAUGACGUGUUGAUUGUGACGUAACAAUAAAAGUCUAGCGAUUAUUUCUUUACAAAUAAACUUCUGCAAUCCUUGUGACGUCAUUAA
This is a messenger RNA of Ciona intestinalis (vase tunicate), 2430 nucleotides long. Its product is annotated as receptor-type tyrosine-protein phosphatase alpha-like. Gene Ontology annotation, biological process: protein dephosphorylation. Gene Ontology annotation, molecular function: protein tyrosine phosphatase activity. NCBI's taxonomy places the organism in Eukaryota, Metazoa, Chordata, Ascidiacea, Phlebobranchia, Cionidae. The record is from RefSeq and is a predicted model, not a curated record.